This is a messenger RNA of Onychostoma macrolepis, 1707 nucleotides long. RefSeq names its product androgen-induced 1 (H. sapiens) (gene aig1). The record is from RefSeq and is a predicted model, not a curated record. Bases 199 to 912 code for a protein of 237 amino acids. NCBI's taxonomy places the organism in Eukaryota, Metazoa, Chordata, Actinopteri, Cypriniformes, Cyprinidae. The transcript is spliced from 6 exons. Gene Ontology annotation, cellular component: endomembrane system; membrane.
CGACACAAUGAGCAUGCGCGGACACAAAGAACAGCGACACACGAGCUGCUCCGCACAGGCAGCGAUGCUUGUUACUAUAGCAACAACCUCUCGCGCACAUCCGCAGCCUCCACCAACGUCUCCUCCUCCCCACCGCACAACAGCAUCCCUCUGUCAACAGGAUAUUUCCUGAGACGGAAAUACGACGGGGGAAGGAAAAUGGCGCUCAUCCCAUCACAGAUCCUCAGAGUAGCGAUACUCCUCUCUUAUUUUUCCAUCCUCUGCAAUUACAAAGCCAUAGACAUGCCCGCGCAUCAAACAUACGGCGGUAGCUGGAAGUUUCUUACGUUCAUAGAUUUGGUUAUUCAGGCGGUGUUCUUUGGAGUGUGUGUCCUGACUGACCUCUCAAGCCUUUUGACAAAAGGCAGUGCCAGUAUGGAGCAAGAGAGACAGUUGAGGAAGCUGAUUAGCUUACGAGACUGGAUGAUGGCUGUUCUGGCCUUUCCUGUUGGUGCGUUUGUGGUGACUAUGUUCUGGACGCUUUACGUGUAUGACAGAGAUUUGGUAUAUCCAAGACUCCUGGACAACUUUAUACCUCAGUGGCUAAACCAUGGCAUGCACACAACAGUUCUUCCUUUUAUCAUAAUUGAGAUGAGAACAACACACCAUAGAUAUCCCAGCAGGACCUGUGGACUCUUCGCGGUGUGCAUGUUUGCUGUGGGAUAUGUUGUAUGGAUGUGCUGGGUGCACAGCAUGACGGGGGUGUGGGUUUAUCCGUUGCUGGAGCACAUCGGGCCCAUGGCCAGAAUUCUCUUCUUCGUCUGCCUCACGGCUCUGAUCAGCGUCUACUACGUCUUGGGAGAAAUCCUGAACAACUACAUCUGGGAUUCCUCAAAGAGUACUCUGGAAUCAGACAAGACCAAAACUGAAUGAAGACCACCACAAAUGUUAACCUGCCUCUUUUCUCUUUGGAGUUCAAUCCAAUAUUAUAUAUUUAUCUUGGUCUCCUGAGACAUUUAUCUCAUCCUCAUUAGUGCCCCUUAAUUAAAAAAAGCACAGACCUAUAUUGGCUUGAACAUGAAAUUGAAUAAUUCAUGUUUUUAAUUUAUGGUAUGAAUGUUACAGUAUUUCAGAGAACCUCAAGCAUUGUGUGAGCACUGAAUGAUCUGUACUGCACACAUGCUGUAUUCGUGUGUCCAAAGCCAGUUUAACACACCACAUUACAGAUAUAACUCACGUCAGGUAUUAUUUAUUUACAGAGGGAUGAUUUAUGAGGGAAUUUGUCAUUCUUUGCCCCCGUAAAACAAAUAAGCAACACCUUUAUAUACACAGUAGCAUAUGGCAAACGACAAUGAGCACAAGAUUAUUCGCUUAGAUGAGCUGUUUCUGAAGCCAUAAAAGUUUUUGACUAAGAUCAGCAGAUAUUGCUGCAAGAAAUUCAAACAUUGUCAGAAGAGAAACUGACCUUUCCCUACUUGAUAGCACUUUAUAAAAAGCUCUCAUACGUUAACAUUAGCUAACACAAACUAACAAUGAACAAUAUCGUUUUUAAAGCAUUUAGUUAAUAAAAAUGCAGUUGUUCAUUUUUUGUUUGUUAGUUCAUAGUGCAUUAAUGUUAACAAAGUUAACAUUUUUAUUUAAAAAUUAAAACUAGUGCUGUGAAACGAUUAAUCGUAUCCAAAACAAAAGUUUUUGUUUACAUAAUACGUGUAUAUUUAUUAUGUACAU